AUGGACGAGCGCCUGAGCCUGCUCCGCUCGCCGGGCGCCUCCGCCGCGGGCCGCCCGGCGCGGGGCAGCGGCGGCAGCAGCAGCCCCCGCGCCCGGCGCCGCGGCGACCAGGCGGCGGAGGAGGAGGAGGAGAGGGAGGAAGGCAGCAUGCCCGUGGCGGCCGGGGGUGACGCGUCGCCCGACGAGCCGCGGCAUCGCCCGCCGGCGCUGCCCGCCGAGCGCGGCGAGCGCGAGUGCUGCGAGCGGGUGGUCAUCAACAUCUCGGGCUUGCGCUUCGAGACGCAGCUGCAGACGCUGGCGCAGUUCCCCGAGACGCUGCUCGGAGACCCGCGCAAGCGCGGCCGCUACUUCGACCCGCUCCGCAACGAGUACUUCUUCGACCGCAACCGGCCCAGCUUCGACGCCAUCCUCUACUAUUACCAGUCCGGCGGGCGCAUCCGGCGGCCCGUCAACGUCCCCAUUGACAUCUUCUCCGAGGAGAUCCGCUUCUACCAGCUUGGGGAGGAGGCCAUGGAGAAGUUUCGAGAGGACGAGGGCUUCAUUCGGGAGGAGCAGAGGCCACUCCCUGAUAAGGAGUUUCAGCGGCAAGUGUGGCUCCUCUUYGAGUACCCAGAGAGCUCUGGGCCAGCCCGAGGCAUUGCCAUCGUUUCCGUCCUGGUCAUCCUCAUCUCUAUUGUCAUCUUCUGUCUGGAGACRUUGCCUGAGUUCAGGGAUGACCAUGACUUUGAGGGAACUGCAGGAAACUUUGGGACAGAUGGUGGCCCUUUUCCAACCAAUGUCCUCACCAAUUCCUCCUCCACGUCUGCUUCCAUGGUGUCGUCCUUCACCGACCCAUUCUUCGUGGUAGAGACUUUGUGCAUCAUUUGGUUUUCUUUUGAGCUGCUUGUGCGCUUCUUCACUUGCCCCAGCAAGGCCACCUUCUCCAAGAACAUCAUGAACAUCAUUGACAUUGUGGCCAUCAUCCCCUACUUCAUCACACUGGGAACUGAGCUGGCUGAGAGGCAAGGGAAUGGCCAGCAAGCCAUGUCCUUAGCCAUCCUCCGCGUGAUCCGCCUGGUGCGGGUCUUCCGCAUCUUCAAGCUCUCGCGGCACUCCAAGGGGCUGCAGAUCCUGGGGCAGACCCUCAAGGCCAGCAUGCGGGAGCUGGGCCUGCUCAUCUUCUUCCUCUUCAUCGGCGUCAUCCUCUUCUCCAGUGCCGUCUACUUUGCCGAAGCUGAUGACCCCAGCUCGGGCUUCAGCAGCAUCCCCGAUGCCUUCUGGUGGGCCGUGGUGACCAUGACUACAGUGGGCUACGGGGACAUGCACCCCAUCACCAUUGGCGGCAAGAUCGUGGGCUCGCUCUGCGCCAUCGCGGGCGUGCUCACCAUCGCUCUGCCCGUGCCCGUCAUCGUGUCCAACUUCAACUACUUCUACCACCGCGAGACCGAGGGCGAGGAGCAAGCCCAGUACAUGCACGUUGGCAGUUGCCAGCACCUCUCGUCCAGCGAGGAGAUGAGGAAGGCCCGGAGCAACUCCACGCUGAGCAAGUCGGAGUACCUGGUCAUGGAGGAAGGGGGCAUCAACCACAGUGCAUUCAAGCAGGCUGCCUUGAAGACGGCCAACUGCACGGCCACAAACAAUCCCAACUGYGCGAACAUCAAAAAGAUCUUUACGGAUGUUUAAGAGCAGAACAAARCACCAGAGCAAACGCCUGAGGCUGCAAACCCACGACCACAACAACAACAACGAAUACUGAUGCAAAGUGACUGUGUUCUCAGUGUUGUGUGGACCAUGCACCAUCGUCGGUCUGUGUGUGCCCUUGGUUUUAUACGUCGAUUUUUAUUUUUAUUAUUUUUUUUAGAUUG
Nothoprocta perdicaria is the source of this 1844-nucleotide messenger RNA. Its product is annotated as potassium voltage-gated channel subfamily A member 3-like. The record is from RefSeq and is a predicted model, not a curated record. Gene Ontology annotation, molecular function: delayed rectifier potassium channel activity; protein binding. NCBI's taxonomy places the organism in Eukaryota, Metazoa, Chordata, Aves, Tinamiformes, Tinamidae. Bases 1 to 1662 code for a protein of 553 amino acids. The transcript has a single exon. Gene Ontology annotation, biological process: protein homooligomerization; potassium ion transmembrane transport. Gene Ontology annotation, cellular component: membrane; voltage-gated potassium channel complex.